Messenger RNA from Thermothelomyces thermophilus ATCC 42464, 1015 nucleotides. RefSeq lists its product as uncharacterized. Bases 395 to 976 code for a protein of 193 amino acids. The transcript has 3 exons. Lineage: Eukaryota; Fungi; Ascomycota; Sordariomycetes; Sordariales; Chaetomiaceae. The record is from RefSeq and is a predicted model, not a curated record.
GCCAGGAGAGCUUCGGCGGAUCUGAGCCAAACAUUUUUCGGGGUCUAAGGCUGGCUGCAUUGCACGCCUUAUGCUUUACAAUAAGGUGGAGUGGGGGCAGUCUUACUGCAAGUAUCGAGCUGGACCUCCGAGCGAGAGAGCCUGAUGGACCCGUCGCUGUAGAUACGGUAGGUAGUACUUGAUGAUGAUGAUGAUGAUGUGAUUAGGCCGUAACUGCCCGCCAACCACAAGAUAAAAACCCUCGGCAGGUCUCCGUGCGGCUACCAAGUACUCGGCACCUUAUUUCAACCACACACGCACACACGCACGCACGAGACUACUUCUUUGUCGUCGACAAACCCACCCACUCUCAAAACAGACGCAACUUCUCUGAACAAACACGACGUUGUCAGACAUGGCCGAGUCAAUCGCCGUCGUUUUCCAAACCUUCCCCGGGCGCGAGCAACUGGACCCACAAAAUGCCAAGAGCAUCGCAGAGGUAGACGGCUACCGGAGCACGCUUGUCGGCCGCAAGCUCGAGGAUCCGGGGACGUUCGUUUUGUACACUGAAUGGAACACCACUGAGGCGGCACUCAACUACGUAAAUAAGAAGCUCUUUCCCGACGCAGACAAGACGUUCGUGUUUGCUAUUUCCCAAAGCCAGCUCCAGCGCUGGUCCGAUGCCGUCCGUUCACCGACUACCGAGAUCUUUACUGCGUUCGGUACCGAGGACGGCUUCACGGACAACCUGGGGACGUUCUUGAAUGCCUUGGACAAGGAUCGGCCGGAAGGCUUCCAUGGGGGUGCGUUCGGGACGGGAGUCCCGCUGGAGGGAGAGGGUGAUGAUAAGUUGGCGAGGGCAGCUCUCGGGUGGGAGAGCAGAGACGCGCAUGCCAAGGCGAAGGAGAACCCUGGCGUUCUUCAGGACAAUAUCCACCUGGUGAGAGCGCUGCGGAGGGACGUCGACUUGUUCCAUGUUCAAUUCACCUCGGUAUGAAUAGUGAAGCUUGGGUUGUGAGCUUGGGUGUCGCUGUCC